GUUCAGUAGCGCUUCGGCUUCGCGGCGCUGAGGUGAACAGGCGCUGAUCCCGCAGCUCCUCAGACAUGAGCGUGUGCAGCUCCAACCCCAGCUGCGGGGAAGAUGUGGACGAGCUGGAGGCUGUGAGCUGGUACCACUAUGAUUUGUCCCGCCAUGCCGCUGAGGCCCUGCUCUUGUCCAAUGGUGUUGAUGGAAGUUUUCUGCUGAGAAACAGCAACAAGGGCCCUGACUGCUUUGCUAUUUCUGUAAGGGCAAAGGACUCAGUGAAGCAUUUUAACGUACGCCGGCAGGGUGGCAAGUAUUACUUCGGCUUCAAUGAUUUCGCCACUCUUCAGGAUUUCACCAGUCAUCUGGCCAAUCAGCCACUCCUGGGCAGUGAGACAGGUAACUUGAUAGUGCUGCGGGUCCCUUACCCCCGACAGGUGGAGGAACCAUCCAUCUAUGAGUCUGUAUGUGUACACACGGCCAUGCAGACAGGACGCCACGAAAGUGACUUGGUCCCCUCCGCCCCAUCACUAGGAACAAAAGAGGGCUAUCUGGUAAAACAAGGAGCUAUUAUAAAGAACUGGAAACAACGAUGGUUCACACUGAACAGAAAUGAGCUCAAGUACUUCAAAGACAAAAUGUUUGUAGAGCCCAUUCGUACACUGGAUCUGACCGCAUGCUCGGCUGUUCAGUUUGAUUACAGUCAGGAGAGAGUUAACUGUUUCUGUCUAGUGUUUCCUGAAAGGACAUUUUAUCUGUGUGCAAAAUCUGGCGUGGAAGCCGACGAAUGGAUCAAGAUUCUACGUUGGAAACUGUCACAGAUAAAAAAAGGCCGGUGAUGAUCAGAAGGAAUGAGAGUGAGCUUUGUGCGCUGCUAAGAAAGAUACAAGAGGAUGUUCUGAUAGAAAGGUCAGAGGUCUGUAGAUCAUUAGGGUCUAGACUCAUUCCUAUGGCCAGUGUAAUCUGAUGUCAAGGCAUUGUUGUGAAGGAAGUCUAUAGGAGAUAAUAUGGAGAUAAUGUGUCAUAAUGACACUUUCCUUUCUGUCAUGCUGACCACCUCUGAGGACGGGAGAUUAAGGAUAUCAGAUUAAGAAACAUAGUGGAUCUGAUGACAUUUAAAAAUGGGGCUUUCAAAGAAAACUGCUUAUCAUUCUGACUAAUUAAACAGUUGUCUUUUCACUGUGGAGCCACCUGUACUGCACUGCUGCAUGGUGUGGACAAAAUAAGAGAAACAGCAUGGGAAAAAAAAUUAAUUGACAAUCAUUGUUACAAAGUCAGCUAAGAAGAAGAUUGUCAGUUUUAUAGGAGGUCUGAAAAUCAAGUUUGAACACCCCCGGUCAAAUUACAUUUUAUUAAUUUUGAAAUUUUUGAAAAUAUGUUAACAUGUCCAGAAUGGUCCAUGCAGGGAAUAAACUUAAAUCUCUUUAGUGCAGUUUUUAUUUAUGUCUUUUUAUAUCUAUUUGCUGGGCACACUUUUUUCCGCAAGGAUGUUAAAUUCAGCAAAUAAACAGUACUUGUGCAAAACUGUACAGAAAUGUGUUCCCUGUAAAGGAACUUUUUUUUCACUUAGAAAAUCAACAAAGCAUGUAAUUUGACUGGGUGCCCAAACUUUUGCAUAUGACUGUAUAUAUGAAGCAACAUGCAGCCAAAUAGACACCAAAGUACAGGUGCAUCAGUCACGUAUACUGCAGAAUUAUUUAUAUAUACAGCUCUGGUGAAGAUAAGCAGUGGUCUCAAACCAAAGCUCACACAUAAGACAGUCAAGUAAACACUACAGCCUCAGGUUGCCACAAAGACUUUUUCUAAUCAGUCAUUUCUACAGAAAGCCAACUUUUAGCUGUUAACUGCUGCCAGCUGGUAUACGCAGCCACUUCAGUGGAGGCCUUCGGUCAAAUCAAUUCAUCAUCCAGGAAACAUGAGGCCAUAUUAAAGAAUCAGGUGCACUGUAUUGCCCCCAUGUGCCCUGGCAAAUUUAAGUAUAGCUGCAUGAAAAGGUCCAAACCUUCCACAGAUCUGCCCCUUACUACACCCUGUACAGAAUGUUCUAGAAAACACAGUAUGAAAUAAAUGCCUUCUUCCUUCAUUCCUCAGACAACUAGAGGCUUUACUACAUGAAGAGCGAUAAACAGUUCUAUUAAACAAAGUUAUUGACUUAUGUAACAGCUUUCUAAGAAAAAACAAAGUUAUGAAGGCAAACGAUGGCCUUACUUUUAACUCUGUACUUGGAUUAUUUGGCGUUUCCAAUGUUUUGUCCACACCCUGUAUACUUCAGCAUUUCUGAUGCUUAAGUAGAUUUUUAUCUGACGUUUUAUAAUGUGACAGAAAACUAUUUAAUAAGAUGCAAUAUGGAGUCAAGAGAGAUGACUGUACACUGUAACACAUGGUUUGUUGGUUCAACCUGAAAAAAAUACUCCAUGAAGUAAAAAGCAGUUUUACUGAUUUUAUUCCACUCAAAUAAAGACUGUGCAUGAAACAAUGCAAAGCAAAAUUUUAGUCUAGGUGAACAAAAGCAGUAAUUCACAUCAACGGAAACCUCAAAAAACACUUUAAAUUAACUUCUGUCCUGUUCCACUUUUUACAGAGUAUCAAACAAACGUAACAUUUAUAUUUGGCUGAUUUCAGUACUUUAUUUCUUUGACUUUUCUUGUGGAUGUGACAUACAAAGGCUCUUAUCUGGCAGAGAACAGUCUGAUUACCUUGUUAGAUAAUCUGAGCCUGAAUCUAGACGGAGUAUGUUUUUCAAAUAACCCAGCUGGAGGAUGCAGGAAACAGUAUCUAUUCUCUUUGCAUUUACUUCUGUAAAAAAUGUAAAUCUUCAAUAAAUACAAAGUAUUUUUGUACAUC
Messenger RNA from Pygocentrus nattereri (red-bellied piranha), 2829 nucleotides. RefSeq names its product dual adaptor of phosphotyrosine and 3-phosphoinositides (gene dapp1). Bases 66 to 824 code for a protein of 252 amino acids. The record is from RefSeq and is a predicted model, not a curated record. Lineage: Eukaryota; Metazoa; Chordata; Actinopteri; Characiformes; Serrasalmidae. The transcript is spliced from 9 exons.